AUGUUUUAUUUUAAAAGCAUAUCCGAGUUGUAUUUUGUGAGGUGGCGUGCGAUUUGGGCGAAUGCGAGAAAUGGCGGACGGGCCGACGCUUGAGAUGGUCGAGAUUGGGCGAUUUUAAUGUAAGAAACGAGUGCGCGGGUUACAAUUAAACUAAACAAAGAACAUUUAUAUUCGUCAGUGGGCGCGCGCGGGGCGGUGAUAAAAAGCGCACACGAUAGUUGCGAGCGCGUCCGGCUCCGGCCGAUGGCAACCGAACUCGGUGCGGCGCAGCAGAUCAGAACGCCGAACGCAGCGACGGCGAGCAAGACCCAUGCGUACAACGCCGCCGAACGCCGCGAAUGUGCCCCGUGUGGUGUAGAAGCGAGUGUGGACCGUUCCGUGUUGAGUGUGCUGCUCUGCCAGCGCCAGCCAUCCCGUUCAGUGAGUGAUAAUGUCGGCGACGAAUCGCCGUCGCAACGCCGCCAGCGCCUAGCUCCUUCGCUCGUCGCUCACUAAACCGCCGGAGAGCGCACCAGCUAGCGUUAUUAUCCGCGUUAUCUCUCGCGGUGUGCACGCACGGGAGGCAUCUUUUUUUGUUUUUGUUAUCGCUUUGUGUGCCGUGUGCGUGCGUCUCCGCGGUGGCUGUGUGCGUGCGGCGCGACUCGCCAUCCAGUGCCUCCUACGUGCGGGCGCGUGUGCGUCGUGCUCCGUCCACCGAAAAUGUGCAGCACCAACGCCGUCGUCGGCGCGGUGGUGCCGCCGACGUUCUACGACGUCUGCCGUCUUUGUCUGUCGGUGCCCGCCGCCGACGACGCCGCGGCCGCGCCGAGGAUAUCGGUGUUUGCCGUCGACGAUGCGGCCGCGGCGGCUCACCACACGACGCCGAAGGUGCCAAUCUCCAAGAAGAUCAUGACGUGUCUGUCUAUUAUGGUUUCCGAACGUGACCAGUUACCUCAUGUCGUGUGCACGGAGUGCUACGAAAAAUUAGACGCGUUCUAUGACUUCAAAGAGAGGGCUAGUCGGGUGGACGAGGAGCUUGUUGCGUACAUCACACAGACACGUACUUGCACUGGAACGCAACAGGAAAAACUCAAGCAAUCAACGAUAUUAUUAGACGAAAUGCUAACGCGGCGAAAAUCUCCCAAGAAUCUCAAGGCGCAAACACAACCUUCAACUCAAUCAGAAACGAUAACAGUCGAGCCGGACAUCAAAUGCGAGCCGGUGGAUUACUACGACGAGGAGACCGACUCGAACGCAAUGGACGCGUCUUCCGUGCGAGAUCCUGGCGACUCGCGCCCUGCCACACCCUCGGAGCCGGCGGAUUUGUCGAGCCGCCGGCCGGAGAACCUCACCUGCGUGCCGGAGCUGCCGGAUUUCAUUAAGGACGAUGAUGCUGCGUCGGAUUACAGUAACAGUUCGGAUCCAGAGCGUCUGGAGGUGGAUAUGUCAGGAAUGGAAGAGCAUUCGAAUUCGACCACAACCUCGGCGCCUUCACCCACCGUCGACCAGCAUCAUCCGUACCUGCAGAAUCUGCAUCAUCAUGCCGAGCAACACGACACAUUAUGGCGUGCGCUGUCACAGAAUGGCCGCGCGACUGGUCCGUUAUCGGGUGAAGCCAGUCAUUUGCUGCGCAAGUUGAUAACGUGCAAGAAACUGGGCAUGACUAUCACACCAGCGCCGCCUUUUAAGAAUGCAGAGAAUGUCACCAAGGGGCCGACGAAGGAGAGCAAACCGAAUGGCGGGCGUCGGAAACAGACCUAUCCGACGAAGAUGGAGCCGGAGGAUGCUAAUUCCAGCCCUGCUAAUGAGAACGACGUGGAUGGGGAGUACGUGAAUGACUUUACCGGUAACAGCUCGUGGUGCAACAAUCUGCAGUUGGUGAAGAACGCAAAAGGAGGUGCGGGUAUGGCGCGACGGGUUGAUUUGGCGUGCACGAAUUGUGGGACGCAGACGACGACCAUCUGGCGACGCAACGUCAAGAACGAGAUGGUCUGCAACGCAUGUGGACUUUACUAUAAACUGCACGGCGUCGACAGGCCGCACACGAUGCGUCGCGACACGAUACACACUCGGCGUCGUCGACCCAAAGAUCAGGCGACUGAGAAACGUUCACGAAAAUCCAACAAUGCCAAUAACAACACGCCUGAAAUACCCGACUCGGAAGACGUGCUGCGUGCCUUGCGAAAACAGCUUCAACCCCAUUUGGUGAUGGCGUUGACGGGACAAAAAGUCCCUGUCACAGCGUCCAUGCAUCAGGGUGUUGAGGAUUAUCAAAAGUCGUUAUCAAACCACCAGUCUCCGUCGCAGUCGACGCAGGAAGGUGAAUCCGAGGACGAGAAUUACCGCGACCUGCCGCUGAAUCUCGUCGCGACGCAGAUGACCGAGACCGAAUCGCAUUGAUGCCGAUCUGCCGCGGUCCCGCUGCUUACCCACUCAUCAACUCGACUCGCCUCUGCACCCCUCACCCGUCGUUCAGUGCGGCACCAAGCAAUACUAGUUCGAACUCUUCAUGCCUGAGAAGUGUGGCCGAGGCGACACGCACUUUUAGUGAUAUUACCGACGACAUUAAACCUCUCGACGAAUCUCUACCGCAAGCGCAGCUCUCUAUUUUGUUGGAAGUCGGAGGCGGUACGGCGCACGACACGUGUGGGCAACACAGCAAAACCGCUCGUACUUACGCCGGAACGAACAAAAAUCGUAACUUAAAAUACUCAUACACUUGAUGAUACAGUUAAUUCGUUGCAGCGCGACGUAAACAAAAAACAAGAAAAAAAAAACCGGUAAGGCGAACGAAACAAAGAAAACGCAAAUACUUAAAAAAAAAUCACCGCGAUUGUGAUAAUCUUUUUCUUUUAAUUAAUAAUUUUAUGACUCGUAUGAGAAAGAGAACAUUAUUGUAAUAUUAACGUUAAUAACACUGUUUUAAUGUUUAACGAAUAGGGUUUACGUGAAAUCAUCAGUGAUGGUGUGUGGACAGAGCAGGAAGAACAAACCAAUUGCACAUUAGUAUUAUAAUUUAUGCUAAACACACACACACACACACACAUUUAAUAUUUUGCAGCUAUCUUUUAGGUAUUUAUAUUCUUUUUGAUACAUUAUUUGUAUUUGUAAUGCCAGUACCUCUACAGUUUCUUUAUCAUUACGUUUUUAUUUAUGAGUUACUUAAACAAAGCAACCAGAAGGUAUUCGAAAACAAAACACACAAGCAAGAAAAGAUACACACACACUGCAAUAUGAGAUUGGUAUUAUUUGCUGGAGGAGGUCGAAAGUACACGCCGCAAUACUCAUUUAUUUAUAAACGUGGUAAUUGACGAAAUUACUUAAUUUUAGUUGUCUAAGUAACAAUGAUUCGCUGCGAAUGCUUGUAUUGAACAAACUUUUACACACACUUCAAUCAAAUACAGGGUAUAGUAGGGGUGAAUUUUCGAACAAUUUGCAAUUUCGAGGACGGAAGCAGAAUACUCAACGUUUUUUUUUUUUAAUUUCUCAUCAGCGACAGCGAGGAAUCUCUCUCUCUCGUACACGUACACUAAACCUACUUUAAUUACGCUCGAACUUAAAUAUUUAUAUUUUAUUAUCGGUUUAAGCGAUGAACUUACAAUUUUAAAUAUGGAACUAACUGAGAACGUAUGACCAGUAACUAAAUACCUAAUAAGAGUAUUACCAAUAAUGUCUACUAUAACACUUUAGCAAUGUUUAAGUUUUUUGUGUCUUAAAUUUGAGUGUUUACGAAUACGCGCAGUAUUCGGAGGCCUAUUCGCGUACGCCGGACGCGACACGAGCGAAAACAAUACCAGUGUUAGAUUGAAAUGACAUUAUCUUUAAUUGAUAUUGUUAUAACGUUAAUUGUAAAUAUUAGACGAGGCGUGCUGAUGGACAGGCGGCACGAUUUACACCCAGUGGAACUCUUGUAGGGUUUAAAUAUUUCUCAUUUCGUUGGUUAGAAUCAGAAAAGUCUUUUGAUUUUUCCAUGUGUUGUUUGAUGGUAGCUUCCAUGGGGAACUAAAAACACGUUGUACAGAGCGGACGAACGCGACCGGCGAGUGCGCUUUUACGUUUUUUAUUCAGUAUUUUUAUACAUACACGUUUAGUAUUUGUAUUUGUGGUUGAAACGAUGCUUAUUAUUUAUUGGUUUUGAUGGAUCUGAUAGUAUUAACAAUCAAAAGUCAAGAAGAAUGUGCUCGAUCGGUUGCGAUUGUUCGGACGCUCUUUUAAGAGUUGAUUUUUUAUGAAAAAUACUUAUAACAAAAUUGGUGCUUUUACAAUUAUGAACGCGUUGGUUGUUGUUGGGUAGUACGCGCGUCCGAAUUGUGGUUUUUAUUUUAUUUACAAUAAUCAUCGAUGUGCGUGCUGCAAUAACCAGUUCAUUAACAGUUGUUUAUUAAAAAAGAAAAUGGUUUUAGUAUUGUAACGGUGAGCUAACAAUGUCUCUUCAGCGCGCGUUGAUUCGAUGCAAUUGUUUAGUUGAUCAUCGGUUUUGUUUUCCGUGAGUAACCUGAGAUGUGUUAGCUCACCGUAAAGGUUCUGCAUGAACUUUACACCAACGAAUUUAUAGCUUCUAACACAAUACUCGAGUAUAUUUUGUAAUUUAUGUAUUAAGAACUUUUGUUGUUUUUUUUUAUUAUCGAGCCGCAGCUAUAACAAAGAAACUGUAACGAACGAACAAAAACCUAAGAAUUAACGAAGCCCCCGACUAGUGUCUUAUACACGGCGCGUCCGCGUGGACGCGUCCCUCACAUUACUAAGUAGUAUUUUUGGUAGUUCUUAGUUUUACGCGUUUAUGAUUAUGCUCUAUGGAAAAAAAAGUAACGAUUUAUAUUAUUAUAGAAAUACUGAGUUAACACGAUUAAUGCGUAGUAUUAACCAAGCGAGUGAUAUUUAACAUAUUAUUAUUGAUGUAGUUAUUUAAUUCUCUCUUUCACUUGAAUCUUUUUGUUCUUUAACGUGUCGUUUCUUAAUUAUUGUCUAAUUAUUGCGUAAUUAACUUAUUUUGUACCCAAAAUCAGUAUUGUAUACGUUUUUAUAACCACAACACCACAACACACAACUCACACCCCCCAUGAUACAUCGAUAUAACAAAGCAAAAAAAUGAAUAUUACCGAAAUGCGCCAAUUGUAACUUAUGUAUUUUUGUAAUCGCUAUGUUAAAAUUGACUCGGCAUGCAGUGCGGAGGUGUGCGGUUUUCAUGCGCGAAUCUCUUCACGAACACGAUUUUUACAUGCGUUAAUUAUUAUUAUUAUUAUUAUUAUAAUGUACAUUGUUUAGUUAUGAUAUUUUUUUGGCAGCUGUGCCUCUAAAUUAUACAACACACCACUUUGAAUCAACCACCAACCCAGAGGCUACAAUAAACUCAACUACCAUUUGAUGGCAUCAUCAGUAACGCAGACACAGAGACGAAUACUGAACGAUUCGGAAAAAAAUGCAUUGACAUUGUUUUAAGUUUUUUUUUUUUUUGUAAUGCUAAUUUUAAAAGUGACUGUUAUACACACAGAAUGUUAUUUAUUACCAUUGGCAAUUUCGUAUUAUAGGAAUGAUUGUGAUAACAAAACUGGAGACAAACGAUAACUGAGAAAUGUAAAUGUUGCAUGUUGGACUUAAACAAAUUUCAUGGACGUUUCAUUCUUAUAAUUCGAUGUUGAAUGUGCAGUGCCGGGCGCGCUGUGACUGAUCAAUUGAAUGAAAAUGAUACUAUGUUGAUGCAUUGAUAUAUUAAUAUUGAAUGUAAUGAUAACAACAGAAUUUUUAAGUAUGGAACAGACACAUUUAUGUAUAAAAGUUAUAUAUAAGUCGCUAAUAAUAGUUGAAAUAUUUUUCUAUGGAAUAAUAAAACAUGGCUGCUAA
This is a messenger RNA of Dalotia coriaria, 5820 nucleotides long. RefSeq names its product zinc finger transcription factor Trps1-like. The record is from RefSeq and is a predicted model, not a curated record. Gene Ontology annotation, molecular function: zinc ion binding; RNA polymerase II cis-regulatory region sequence-specific DNA binding; DNA-binding transcription factor activity, RNA polymerase II-specific. Gene Ontology annotation, biological process: cell fate commitment; negative regulation of transcription by RNA polymerase II; positive regulation of transcription by RNA polymerase II. Gene Ontology annotation, cellular component: nucleus. Lineage: Eukaryota; Metazoa; Arthropoda; Insecta; Coleoptera; Staphylinidae.